ACAAAGAGACUUGCAAAUGAUUCAUUCCUUCUCUCUUUACCAAACUUCCAAAACAUUUCAAAGUCGUUGAUUUUUUUUCCAGAAAUUGGACGUGAGUUAAUUCAAAAUUCUCAGACACAGAUCCUUUUGUGGUAAUCUUAUAGUAUUCAUCAUCAUCGUUCUUUUGGUGUUGAUUACACGGCAUUAUCGAGAUAAAAAAAAACAUAAAGAGAAUCCAAAACACACACGUGAAUAAGACAAAAAGAUCCGAAGACAUGUUCUGUUGCGGAGGUGCGGAUGAGGAACCCGCAGGUCCGCCAGCUAACCAAUAUUCAGCGCCUCCUAACAAGGCCGGAAACCCCAAUUUUGGCGGCGGCGGGAACAGAGGGGAGCCGAGGAAUACAAACGCGCCGAGAUCUGGAGCUCCUGCAAAGGUUUUACCUAUAGAGAUCCCUAGUAUUCCAUUGGAUGAGCUGAACAAAAUAUCAGGUAACUUCGGAAACAAGGCACUGAUCGGUGAAGGCUCUUAUGGACGUGUCUUCCAAGCUAAGUAUAAUGGAGGUGAUAUUGCUAUUAAGAAGCUUGAUGCUAGCUCUUCUGAAGAACCUGACUCUGAUUUCACCUCACAGUUAUCGGUGGUAUCACGGCUUAAAAAUGAACAUUUUGUGGAACUGAUGGGGUACUGCUUGGAAGCAAAUCAUCGCAUUCUAAUCUACGAGUUUGCAACUAAAGGUUCCUUACACGAUGUAUUACAUGGGAGAAAGGGCGUGCAAGGGGCUGAGCCAGGACCGGUGCUGAACUGGAACCAAAGAGUCAAGAUUGCAUAUGGAGCAGCCAGAGGGCUUGAGUUCCUUCACGAGAAGGUCCAGCCACCAAUAGUCCACAGGGACGUAAGGUCAAGCAACGUCUUGUUGUUUGAUGACUUUGUGGCCAAAAUGGCUGAUUUCAACUUGACCAACGCAUCCUCAGAUACCGCCGCGAGGCUUCAUUCUACUCGUGUAUUGGGAACGUUUGGCUAUCACGCUCCCGAGUAUGCUAUGACGGGACAGAUAACACAGAAGAGUGAUGUGUAUAGUUUCGGUGUUGUGCUUUUGGAGCUGUUGACAGGAAGAAAACCCGUAGAUCAUACCAUGCCUAAAGGCCAACAAAGUCUUGUUACCUGGGCAACUCCGAGACUAAGUGAAGACAAAGUCAAACAAUGCAUAGAUCCUAAGCUUAACAAUGACUUCCCUCCCAAAGCAGUAGCUAAGUUGGCCGCCGUGGCUGCCUUAUGUGUUCAGUACGAGGCGGAUUUUCGGCCUAACAUGACCAUCGUUGUCAAGGCACUUCAGCCUCUUCUAAACUCCAAACCAGCCGGUCCUGAGUCUACUUCCUAAAUUAUCAAAUUUAACCACUUCUCUUGGUUUUGUUGCUGUUGUGGCUCUCUUUCUCUAUCGUCUUCUUGUUGUAAGAUGUUGUCAUUUUCUUUUUCUGUCAACGAGAUGUUGUCAUUCGAAUGUAACAUAAUGUUCACAGCCCUUCAUUUUUUUUUUGGUCUAGCCUGGCUACAAUGAUGAGGUAAUGCAAAAAAGUAAUAAUAAAUUUA
This is a messenger RNA of Raphanus sativus (radish), 1564 nucleotides long. Its product is annotated as probable protein kinase At2g41970. NCBI's taxonomy places the organism in Eukaryota, Viridiplantae, Streptophyta, Magnoliopsida, Brassicales, Brassicaceae. The record is from RefSeq and is a predicted model, not a curated record. The transcript has 8 exons. Gene Ontology annotation, molecular function: protein tyrosine kinase activity; ATP binding. Gene Ontology annotation, biological process: protein phosphorylation. Bases 255 to 1355 code for a protein of 366 amino acids.